AUUCAUCAAUUGCAUCCAAUCCGAAGUCAGUCCUCUCMAUUGCUGUUAUAAUCUUGAAACAAGAAGUCAAUACGGCAACCAUGUCACGAGGUUUCCUUUUCACCAUCCUUUACUUUGCCAGUGUCAUCCCUUCCGUGUUGGGUUCGGCUAAGUUGGUUCCAAAGACAUCGACGGCUUCUUGUACCGGGCACCUGAGCGACCUCAUAGUAACAUCGAUAACAUGCGAUCAUUCAAAUAGUGGGUGCACGUACGGUUCUGAAGUUUUYGUAACUGGACAAGGUAUGACGACACGAUGGGGAGUCGGUCUAGUUUUCGCUUUUUUUCUCUCAUUUAUCUUUCCGAUACUCACACCAAGCUUCUCGUUCGAAUGAUGUCAUGUAGUUACUUCGAAUGCCGACCUUCCACGUCCGUUAAAAAUCUCCGUAUCUAGAACGUUUCCCUCGAUUUACGGCAUCGGAACUCAAGUUUCCAGUAGCGAAGUGUAUGAUCUCUGUAGUUCGGAUGCGAUCAGUCUUGUCGAUGAUAAUAGCGGCAGCAGUUGCCCAGKUGCAGGUGUGUACAACUUCAACUUCCUUUUUGACAAUUUCGGUACCUCYAAAUCGUGGUACGCUGGAUGGCAUGGAUUCAGCAUGGGUAUGGCGGUUCAUUUGAAACACGAAGGUGGCGGUAGUGACUUCGCAACGUGCACACUCAACGUCAGUGUUGAGGGAAGCGACGAAACCAGUUACGCCACCAACGCAACUCUCGUGAGUUUCGCAACACUAGGCUUAGCAGGAUUAUGCGUGGGUAUGUUUUCGAAGAAACGAAAGGAACGCUUGUUCAAGUGCGGUGAGARCAUCGAAGAUGAGAGAACAAAAGAACUUGCCACAAACUUUGAGCUCGUCCGUGACUCUACAGGUGCCAUGGUUUAAGCCCAGUAGUUCCGGAAGCUCUUUACCACAAGAUCUUCUUUUAUGUUCCAAAUGCUACAUGUCCAAAACAUCAGGAGUUUGAAAAAAAUCAUUUUACACUAUCAAAAAUUCAAUUCGAAUGUACAAUAUAACAAACAGUUUGAU
Pseudo-nitzschia multistriata is the source of this 1055-nucleotide messenger RNA. Lineage: Eukaryota; Bacillariophyta; Bacillariophyceae; Bacillariales; Bacillariaceae. The record is from the annotation of a GenBank genome assembly.